This is a messenger RNA of Drosophila subpulchrella, 1370 nucleotides long. Its product is annotated as Golgi to ER traffic protein 4 homolog. Lineage: Eukaryota; Metazoa; Arthropoda; Insecta; Diptera; Drosophilidae. The record is from RefSeq and is a predicted model, not a curated record. Gene Ontology annotation, cellular component: BAT3 complex; cytosol. Gene Ontology annotation, biological process: protein insertion into ER membrane. Gene Ontology annotation, molecular function: protein binding. The coding region runs from base 113 to 1132 and encodes 339 amino acids. The transcript is spliced from 3 exons.
GCUCGUCAUCUGGAUGUGUGUAUAUGUAAAUAUAAAAAAAUUAGAAAAUUAGGCUUCCAAAUCGUCGAAAAAGUUUCUUUAACGCGUAAAAAUUAACAAAGCAAACAAGCUAAUGGCCGCCGCUGAGACAGGUGCUAUAGCCAGCGGCAGUGCGGUGUCCACCGGGCAACGCGGCGUUAGCCGUGUUCUUGCCAAGUUGUCCCAAUCUCUGGCCGGAGGAGAGUUCUACGAAGCGCACAUGAUGUACAGGACGCUGUACUUUAGGUAUACAGCGCAGAGGCGCUACCAGGACUGCCUGGAUCUGCUCUUCGACGGAGCCCAACAGCUAAUAGCCAAGGAGCAGGAGAGCAGCGCUGCGGACUUGUGCCUUCUGUUAGUGGACACGCUGGAGAAGCAAGGACCGCAGGCGGAGGACACCGACAACUUCCUGUGGGUGCCACGUCUGGGAGCUUUGAUACGUGGCCUGAACGCCACGACAGUGGAGCGCGAAACGCUAAUCCAACGGGCCAUCAAGUGGAGCACGGCCCUGCACGGCCAGUACGGCCAUCCGGUACUGCACAAGUUGAUUGCACAUGUGUUUUGGACAGAGGGCAACAUCGAAUCUGCUCGCCACCAUUAUCUGCUCUGUCAGGACGGCAGCCUCUGCGGGCGGGUGCUGAUUGAAAUCAGCCAGAGCAGAGGUUUCCAGGGCGAGGUGGACUUAUUCCUGGUGCAGGCAGUGUUGCAGCAGCUCUCGCUUAAGGAUCGUAAGACCGCCGAGGAAACGUUCGACGAGUACACGCGCUACCACACAAAGCUACUGAGGCAUGAGUUCCCCUACAAAGAACCCCUGGUUAACUUCCUGUACUUCCUGUUUCGCCUCAUUGACUCAAAGCGUGUCGCUGGGUUUCGGGCGUUGCGGAAGCUUUACGAUCCAUCGCUAAAGCGAGACACAUCGUUCCUGAAGUACGUGGCUAAGAUUGGAGUGAUUUAUUUCGACGAGCAGCCGGAAGCUAGUCACGCUGGGACGCCUGGGUUAGGCGGUAUGUUUGGUGACAUACUAAAUCGCCUAAUGGCGGGCUUCGACGAAGACGACAUAGACGAUCAGGGCACCCCGCAAAUACGGCAGAACGCAAAUAACGAGCUGGACUAACAUCAACUAGAGUUAUUUGCAGGGAUGGUGCAUAAUGGAGGAGGACCCUAGGUUGCUUUGGUCGCUUCUAAUCAACGAAGUUUUUUGCCACGAAUUCAUCGUGCUUUUCUUGUUAUAAUUUUAAUGUAAUGUAUGGAAAAUUAUUUACCAUAAGCGUAUAGUCGCGAUAACUGCAAUGUAGAUUCCACAGUGUUUUAGUUGAAAAUUAUACAAAAGUGUACUUCACAAUGAUCAACAA